This is a messenger RNA of Monoraphidium neglectum, 750 nucleotides long. Its product is annotated as Structural maintenance of chromosomes protein 1. Gene Ontology annotation, molecular function: DNA binding; ATP binding; ATP hydrolysis activity. The coding region runs from base 1 to 750 and encodes 249 amino acids. Lineage: Eukaryota; Viridiplantae; Chlorophyta; Chlorophyceae; Sphaeropleales; Selenastraceae. The transcript has 5 exons. Gene Ontology annotation, biological process: sister chromatid cohesion. The record is from RefSeq and is a predicted model, not a curated record. Gene Ontology annotation, cellular component: cohesin complex; nucleus.
AUGGGGGACGCGGGCCUCGACGGCCCGCCGGUGGGCGGGAGGAUAGACAGGAUCGUGGUGGAGAACUUCAAAAGCUACAAGGGCCGGCAGAUCAUCGGGCCCUUCAAGAGCUUCACCGCUAUUAUAGGCCCCAACGGCAGCGGCAAGAGCAACCUAAUGGACGCCAUCAGCUUCGUUCUGGGCAUCCGCACGCAGCAGCUGCGCGGCUCGCUCAAGGAGCUCCUCUACAGUGCGGGCGACGCGGCGCCGGGCGGCGGGGGGUCGCGCGACCAGGAAGCCGCGCGCCCGCGCCGCGGGUACGUGCAGCUCGUAUAUGAAACAGAGGGCGGCGAGGAGGUCACGUUUGCGCGCGGCAUCCAGCAGGCCGGCGCGGGGCCGGACGCGGCCUACCAGAGCGUUUACAAAAUCGACGACAAAACAGUCACAUGGGACGCGUACUCGCAGCGGCUGGGCUCUUUUGGCAUCCUGGUCAAGGCGCGCAACUUCCUUGUUUUCCAGGGCGACAUCGAGAAGGUGGCCAGCCGCAGCCCCGAGGGCCUCAUGCAGCUGUUUGAGCAGAUCAGCGGCAGCGAGGCCUAUAAGAAGCCCUAUGAGGAGGCCGAGGCCGCAAAGCGUCGCGCCGAGGAGAAGGCUGCGGGCGUCUUUGCGCGCAAGAAGGGCAUCCAGCAGGAGCGGCGCCAGAAAAAGGAGCAGAAGGAGGAGGCUGAGAAGUUCCUGGAGCUGCAGGAGCAGCUGCACGCGCGCAGCUAG